This is a messenger RNA of Dendroctonus ponderosae (mountain pine beetle), 1607 nucleotides long. Its product is annotated as transmembrane protein 68. Gene Ontology annotation, cellular component: membrane. The transcript has 6 exons. Bases 376 to 1353 code for a protein of 325 amino acids. The record is from RefSeq and is a predicted model, not a curated record. Gene Ontology annotation, molecular function: acyltransferase activity. Lineage: Eukaryota; Metazoa; Arthropoda; Insecta; Coleoptera; Curculionidae.
CUAGUCACUAGUCAAAAUCAGCUGCUACUUAAUGACAACACUAAACAUUUUUGCAUUGUUUUCAAAUACAUUAUUGCCCCUUAAACAAACAAACUGAGACUAUUGUAAGAUAAAUUAAUCUCAAGAACAGGCGAAAUCCUGAUAUCGGAUCAUAAAUGAUAUUAAUGACCUAUCAACAGGGAGAUGAGACUGAGAAAUUAACCGGUUUUUAAUUGUCUUUCUAAAUCUCCUCAUGCCUCAUUGCAAGUAGAUACCGGGCCUUUGAAUAUAAUUAUAAACAUUUAAAGAUGUUUAAUUGAUUGGAAAUGGUCUAAUUUUGCAUAGUCAUUGCAUUGUUGCUCGGGACAGGUACUGAUCUUAUUCGAACUGAGUGAGAUGCUUACAAUCAACCAGUUUAUUCAAUUCAUCAAAGACAACACAAUUGACUAUGUCGAUUUUGACUAUUCCCUAUGGUUAACCUGGUGCUUAACACCCCUGGUGGUUACAUUCCUGCUGCCUGUAGUAAUCGCUCUAUUGCUCUAUCUAAGCGCAUUCACAUUGUACAUUUAUAAGCUGCAUUGGGGCCGGCUGCGAACCGCUUUAAUCACUGGAGAUAAAUGGGAGGCCGCUCGAAAAGUUGUGGCAAUUAUUUGGGAUGCACAUGGCUGGAUUUGGCAUGGAUACGAAAUUAGUGGCCUAGAAAAUUUGCCGGUAAAUGGACCAGCUCUCCUUAUUUAUUAUCAUGGAGCGAUGCCAGUGGAUAUUUACUAUUUCUUAGCGAAAGUUUACCUUUCGAGGAACAGAAUCGUUCAUACUGUGGCUGAUCACUUUCUAUUUAAAAUACCAGGUUUCAGUAUACUUUCCGAUUGUAUGAGAGUGAUACCGGGAACUGUCCAGUCUUGUUCCAAGCUGUUGAAAGAAGGAAAUUACCUGGCUAUCGCUCCUGGUGGCGUAUAUGAGGCGCAAUUUAGUCUCAAUUAUAGCUUAAUGUGGAAGCGACGGUUGGGCUUUGCCAAAGCGGCUUUAGAGUCUAAAGUUCCGGUGAUUCCAAUAUUUACUGAAAACUUGCGGGAAGCCUUUCGCACCAUGCAUUUAGGGCGCAGGUUGUUUUUAAAACUAUACACAUGGACUAAAUUACCAUUUGCCCCAAUUUACGGGGGAUUUCCAGUCAAGAUGGUAACACAUAUAGGACGGCCUAUUUACUACGAGCCUGAUCUGUCGCCGGAAGAUUUGCAGAUGAAGGUAGCCGCUUCACUGGAAGAACUGAUCAAGACACACCAAAGGAUACCGGGCAAUAUUUUACUAUCCAUUCUAGAUAGAAUACCAUAUCUUAGAAAACGCCUUAAAUCAGGCAUAGUGCAUCGCUUUGUUUAAAUUAAUGGAGUUAUACCAAGGUGUGCUUUAGGUUACAUGUACGGGGAUUUCCUUAUACGUAAUUUACAGAAACGCUUUAAUGAUCAACUAUUUUGUAUACCGUAUUUUAGGUGAGUUGCAAACGGAACUUGAAUGACGUACUUAUUUUUAUUGACCUUUUACUUUAUCCGAUAUUUUUCCAGACAGUUUAUUUGUUCUGUUUGCCUUUUUAAAGCAAAUAAUUUCUCAAGAUAAAUAUACAUAUUUAUUGUUUA